Dentiscutata heterogama is the source of this 380-nucleotide messenger RNA. The record is from the annotation of a GenBank genome assembly. Lineage: Eukaryota; Fungi; Glomeromycota; Glomeromycetes; Diversisporales; Gigasporaceae.
AUGAACGAAUUAGUUCUCAAAUUAUUAAUUCAAAUGCCAAGCGUCAUAGAGUGUGAUACAAUACUUGUCGAAAAAGCCAAACUACUUGCCAAUGGCUUGAGAAUUCCUGAGGGGGAAGCAGAGUCAGCAGAUGAAAUUAGAACCCAAUUGAUCAUUAGUAACUCGACGUCUUUCUGGGCACAAAAAGAUGUUGUUUACGAAAUUCCCGCAAAUGACCAAGUUAUUGAAAAACUUAUAAAAACUUUCAAGCUAGUCGAUUUAGCUUGUGAUGAUUCGGAAGAUGAUAACAGCAUUGAAAUCCCUUUAAUUAACAUCGAUACGGUGAUUACAAGCUUGGAGACUGUGUCUAUGUUUUUGCUUCAACAAGAUGAAGCAAAUGA